Messenger RNA from Haemonchus placei, 642 nucleotides. The record is from the annotation of a GenBank genome assembly. Lineage: Eukaryota; Metazoa; Nematoda; Chromadorea; Rhabditida; Trichostrongylidae.
UUGACUGGCCGGACCAUUCUAAUCACAGGUACCACUUCUGGAAUUGGUACUGAAACAGCGAGAGCACUAGCUCUCAAAGGAGCGCAUGUCGUCAUGGCAAAUCGGAACAUUGUGCUGGCCGAAGCGCUAAAGAACAGGAUACUCGAGGAAAAGCCGGAUGCCAAAAUCGAUAUGAUCAUGUGCGAUUUGAGCUCGCUCCAAUCUGUCCAAGCUGCUGCACUGGAGUACAAAGAUCAGCACUGGCCCCUUCAUGCCCUCAUACUGAACGCUGGUGUAUUCUGGCCACAACAAAAGAUGACGAUAGAUGGGUUGGAGACGUCGUGGGGUGUAAACCACGUGGCUCAUCAAUAUCUUGUUCGUGAACUUCUGCCUCUUCUGAGACAAUGCAAUGCGAGAGUUGUUGUCGUCUCGUCGCAUUCGCACAACCACACCGGACUGAAACCGGAGAUGUCUACUGAAGAGAAGCUGGAAAAGCUCUGCCCAACUGAAAGCGAAAACGGCUACAAGCUUUAUGCAUAUUCGAAACUGUGCAAUGUUUUAAUGGCUAUGAAACUGCAUCGUGAUGAGCACAAACACGGCAUAUCGGUUUAUGUACUUCAUCCAGGGACAAUGAUCUGGAGAUAUUUGAUUGCACUUCAUUAG